Molecule: messenger RNA, 528 nt
Organism: Nannospalax galili (Upper Galilee mountains blind mole rat)
Lineage: Eukaryota; Metazoa; Chordata; Mammalia; Rodentia; Spalacidae
Gene: Snurf
Product: SNRPN upstream reading frame
Exons: 4
Coding region: 123-338 (71 amino acids)
Cellular component (GO): nuclear speck
Source: RefSeq, a predicted model, not a curated record
CCAUCAGCUGUCAAGCAUGCGCAAACUGUGGCUUAAGCUGCGCUGCUGCGGCUAGUCCUGCGCUAGAGGAGAAGUGGUUGGAGAUGCCUGACGUUUAGUUCUGUGGAGCCAUUUGCGACGCGAUGGAGCGAGCAAGGGAUCGCUUACACCUGAGAAGAACUACUGAGCAGCACGUGCCAGAGGUGGAAGUCCAGGUCAAACGUAGAAGGACAGCAUCACUGAGCAACCAAGAGUGUCAUCUGUACCCACGACGUUCUCAGCAGCAGCAGGUUCCUGUGGUGGAUUUCCAGGCAGAACUGAGGCAGGCAUUCUUAGCUGAGACACCAAGAGGUGGUUAAAGCAGUGUUGGAACACCCAGGUAGCUGAUUUCAAGGAAAACAGAACCCAUCGAUUGUUUGUGAAGCUUCUGCCAAGCUUACAUUGUUUCUAAGAGAACCUGCAUCGCACCUUUAUUUAUAGCCCUCCCCUAGGUAUUAAGGAUCUUGAAAUUUUACUGUUGAUACCAGCUAUUGUGGACCAGCAAUCAUG